CCAUACUAUACCUGCCGCUCCGUGACGGGCCGUCAAUUGUCGUCAUCAUCACCGCACGUCUCCGUCAGAGUUUUCCCGUCAGAAGUGUCUGUCUCGCUCAGAAAGCCAGAGGAGUUAAGUGCAUCUGCAGUGUUAUGUAAUGUAAUGUUGUUGUGUUCUUCUGCUUUGGAAGCUCCUCCGGUUUCUUUCUUUUUUUAAAAUUUGGGACAUUUUUAAUGGUUUUAACUGCGGAGGAAGCGGGGUUUUUAGGGCUAAAUUUAGCGGCGACUCCGCUAUUUUGGCGACUGCCCGGAAAAUAAACUCCGCGUGGAGCAGAUUCUUGUGAGGGUAAAGGUUUUAGGGUUUGGUUGGAAUUUUUUUUUGUCGCGAGGAGGUCUCGGGAUCGAGUCCUCGCUUCGGUGUUUUCGCUUUUCCCUAUGGUAAUUACUUUUCCGUGGACGGCUGUUGCUGAAUUUGAAGGUUUCUGCAAGAAUUAAAUCAGCAUUUGCAGGUAUUUCAAGACAGGAGUAAUAUUAAGAAUGUGCUAAUUGGAGAGGGCAGUUUUCUCUGUGAAAGACUGGAAGUUCAGACAUAAAACCUCCUGAGAUAAUGCUGGACAAUUGAUUGAUUGUUAGAUCACCAGGCUUCUUGAAAAAUUAACGUGAGAAACAUUAAAUAGUGAUAUCAAGAAGAUAUGCCACCACCCACUCAAUCAGAAGGUCAGUCACAAGGGCCUUCUUCUCCAGCACUUGUUUCAACUGAGAUAAGUCAUCAAUCGUGUGGCAAGGGAAAGAAGAGGCCCUGGUUGGAGCAAGAAUCAGGUAGUUACCAUCAGAUAUCUUCUCCUAAGCUGGAAAAUAGUAGCUCAAAAUCACAGAAGUGUGAGCACAGCACCAAGUUAGAAGAUGCAUUUAGUGUGAUUGAGAUAAAAGGUGGGAUGGAUAGUCAAUCCAGAGUUGAACAGCUGGUGUUGCUUAUGCGGCAAUAUUCAAAUAAAUCCCCAGAACUCAGACUCUUUAGAAAGAUUGCAGGUGUGAUAGCUGCAACAGAACAAGGUAACUGCUUGAAUCAUUUUGUUCAUAUGGGUGGGUUGAGUUCUCUGAAUGAAUGGCUUCAAGAUGUCUGUAAAGGAAAAGUGGUUGAAAGUGAUAAUGUCAAAGAGGAUUUCAUUAUUGAAUUGCUAAAUGCCCUUGAAAUCUUACCCAUUAACAGUGAAGCUCUGAAGGCUUGCAAUAUUAGGAAGUCAGUUAAACAUCUCUACAACCACAAAAAUUCUGAGAUACAAAGGAAGGCCAAAAAUCUGGUUUAUAAUUGGAAGAAGCAAGAAAAUAUGGAAAUGAAAGCAAGUGAAAACAAAGGAGAAUUCAACCAUGACACUGUGCAAGCACAUUUUGGAGAAGGUGGGCUUGUCCAGGAGGUACCAAAUUCAAAAUAUGCUAAACCUGCCGAGCCUUCCACAACUGAAAUUUCUAAAGAACCUAGGGCUUCUGGGGCUGAAGUGCAACAAAAUAGAGUAUCUGUAGGUUUGGAUAUGUUACCCGCAGAGGAAGCAAAGGAUGGGGUUACCUCACUUUCUCAGCAGGAGAUUAUAGGUGCUAAAGAUAUUGGAUCAGUAAAUCUGAAUGGAUGUGUGAUGGAACAGUGUACUUCAAAGCCAACUCACCUUGAGAACUCAAGCAAUAAAAGCUGUCUUGAUGCAGAAGAAGCAUCUGUACCUUCUGCAGAAGAUGGUGCAUCAACAGGUAUACAGUCCUCUCCAAAAAUUAGGGAAAAGGAUACAAAAGCAGGAGUGAGUGAAUCUGCAGAAUACAUGGAGUGUGCUGGUGCCAUUACAAGGGGGAAUUCAGACGCACAUGGUUGUGAGUGGAUGAGUAUUGCUCAUAUUUCUAAAGUAACGGACGGGCACAUUUCCAAAGAAUCAGAACUGGGUUUGGAUGCAUCAACUGGACCACUGCAUGGCCAUGAAGUAACCACCCGCUCUCCAUCAGCUGAGCUUAAAGUCCCUGUAAAUAUUGAUUCAGGCUCUCCAAAACAAAAAGAUGGAGACCUUCCUAUUACUUGUCAGACUGAAGAAAAGGAUAAGAGAACCGAGCCUUGCCAAAAAAAGGGCACUCGACUUACUGAUUCGGGUUCUAUCAAUACAAGCAGGUCAUCAAUUAAUACUAAUCUGUCUGAUCACCAGCCCAGCAUUAUACCUGUGAAAGUGGUUGAUGAGUCCAUGGACUGGAAAGGUUUGAUAAAGCCAACAUCAGAAUGUGGGGUUGCAGGGGACUGUGACACGAUAAAUAAUAAUCUUGCAUCAGAGGUUUCUGGAGCAAGUUAUUCUGCUGGAAACCAAGAGGACACAGGAACCAGUGAUGGAAACGAAACCUUCAGAGAUAAUAUUGCUAGAGGGAUAAGGAUUUCUGAUGAAUCGGAUUCAAAGAUUAAUAUGGAAAAAACUUCAACUGGGCCUGAUGAGAAAGAUUCUGAACUAUUUAUGGAGACAGGUGCAGAUACUGACCUCCAUUUUCUUGAUGAUGCUCUAGAAGUUGCUCGGCAAGUUGGAAAGGAAGCGGAGCAAGAGGUAGAGAGUUAUGAUGAACCUCUAUGUAGCUCCUCAUAUGAGAAGCAUGGUAAAGGGGCACCCGUGCAUUCGGCCACAACUGAAUCUGUUGGAGGAGAGCAGGAUAUCUUUCAUGAACAAAAUGAGGCAGACGCUUCUUAUAGUUCAAAGGAGGUAAAUUUGAAAGUGCAGUGUGGAAAAGAUGGUGAUAAGUCACAAGGAAAUCAUGCAUCAGGUGAAAUUGAUGAGUCUGGCGCAAAGGCCAAUGUUGUCAUUCAUGAAGUGCAAACUUGCAAGAUUGCAUUAACAUCUCAAGAAUCAAUUACACACGAAACAGAUGUAAAGGUAACCAGCUCUAGUGAUCAGAUAAAAAUGCCAGUAAAAUGCAUAUUUGAUUUGAAUGAAGAUGUUCCAGCAGAAGACAUGGAGUACUCUCAGGAGUUAAUUCAAGCGCCCACUGCUUCAGCCUCUAAUUGCACAAUUACCAAUGUUUCUACCCCCAUUCCAAUUGUUCCUUCUUCAAAAGGACCUCUCAACCUUCCCACAACUCCUUUACACUUCAGAGGAGAACUUGGUUGGAGAGGAUCUGCUGCAACCAGUGCCUUUCGACCAGCUGAGCCCCGCCGGACUCCUGAAAGAGAUAGAACACAAUCUGCGGAGGAAAAUAAUUCUCCCCUGAAACCAGGACAGCGCUUCCUUGAGUUUGAUCUGAAUGUUGCAGAUGAUGAUGGUGAUGCAGGUAUGGGCUUGUUUCCAGGAAGGCAUGAUGGUGAAAGGCAUGUGCCAGCAUCAACCAGUCUUCCUUCAGGCGACUCAUCAGUGGAAGUGAGUUCAAGUAGAAAAGCUGAAAGGCUUACUUUGGACCUUAAUCGACUCUGCGAGACUGAUGAUAGUGUCCCUGGUUUACUUUCUGAUUGGAGAGGAGUGGAGAGAUUAGGUGCAUUACAAAAUCCAAAUCAAAGCCCUUCUCCAACAUCAUCUUCUAGGCCUGCAAUGAGAGAUUUUGACUUGAAUGACAAUCUUUCUUUCGAUGAUGCUUGUGCUUCUGCCCAUGAUUCUGAACAGAAAAAGUACAGCAUGAAAUCCAAUAAUAAUCCUUCAGGAUUAGAUGAUCCAGUAGUUUCUAUUUUGGGAUCAAGAAUAAAUUUGGACCCCAGUAAACUACCACCUACACAUGCAGCAUCAUGGGAUAUUCCUCACGUGAAAAAAGAAUUUCCAAACUCAGCACAGUCUUUUCUGGUUUCUGGACCAAGUCCGGUUCCUUCUUUCAACAACAUGGGAAGGAUACUACCCAUGCCUUACCAAACGCAAUCAUUGCCCUUUCCCUAUAAUGGAGUAGCACUUGGGUCCUCUUUUCCCAUCCCUUCAGCUGUUUAUGCUCCUGGUCCUGUGCCCUAUAUUGUAGACUCAAUGGGAGCUUCAAUUCCACAGAUAGUGGCCCCUGGUGCUAUCUCUUCUUAUACAAGGCCACCUUAUAUGAUGGGUGUCCCUGGUGGAGUAGGGACAAGCAAUGCUGGGGGAAUGGUAAGACCAAAUCUUGACUUAAAUGCAGAGUCUGACAGUAGGGAAGGAGGAAAAAUUAGACAGUUGUUUCCACAAAGCAACCACAUGCUAGUAGAAGAGCAGAUAAGACCGUACCAACAGGUUACAGCUUCAGGAACUCCUUUGAAGAGAAAAGAGUCUGAACGUGCUUGGGAUUCAUACCAACUUGGAUACAAGCAAGUUACAACUUGGCCGUAACCUUUCAGAUUUGGUUUGGGUCUAUGGGACUUUUCAAGUGGGGCUGGUCUAACUACAAAAUUCUAACUGUAUAUGGAUUGACAUCUGUCGUGUGGAGCUUCUAACCUGGACAACUUUUACUAGAAUUUUUUAUAUGUGAAUGGUACGAGUUUUCAAGUGUCUUGUGAAGUCUUCUGAUAAGCAAAUGUCGAUUGGCUUGUGGCCUAUGAAUGUAAGUAGAACUUCUGACUUAGGAUGGCAACUUUUGUGAAUUUCUAUGGUGAAAGGAGGCUCAACAAGCUCUUGAAGACCUGUGAAUACAAGGAGACAUGCAUUUAUAAUUUGGAGAUUUAAUUCCAUUAUUUUAGGACCAAAGACAUAAUGCAACUGUUGAAAUUGAGUUGCAUGUUUAAGAAUUUAUUUCAAUCAUUACAUAUUAGUGUUAAGUUGAAACAAGUCUCAAUGCCACUGAAGUUGGCAUCCACUGUAGUAGUCUCUUGAAUAUUCUGUAUAUUCACAGAAACCGUGAAAAUGAAUUUGUAUUAUUUCAUACUUUAGUGCUCUUGAUGCUUCCAUUUUCGUCUCUGCCAAACACCUUCCAGAAGAAAACAUGUGCAAAAGUGUAUUUCCUGGAAUAUUCAUUCUAUGAAGCCUUUAGAGCAGAUUUAGAAUUUCAAGGUUGCUGCUAUUUCUCAAUUAAUGAAAUAUGCUUGCAUGGUCA
Cryptomeria japonica (Japanese cedar) is the source of this 4964-nucleotide messenger RNA. RefSeq lists its product as uncharacterized. Gene Ontology annotation, cellular component: nucleus. NCBI's taxonomy places the organism in Eukaryota, Viridiplantae, Streptophyta, Pinopsida, Cupressales, Cupressaceae. Bases 674 to 4264 code for a protein of 1196 amino acids. The record is from RefSeq and is a predicted model, not a curated record. The transcript is spliced from 3 exons.